Messenger RNA from Aspergillus pseudotamarii, 1225 nucleotides. RefSeq lists its product as uncharacterized. The record is from RefSeq and is a predicted model, not a curated record. The coding region runs from base 202 to 1176 and encodes 324 amino acids. The transcript is spliced from 2 exons. Gene Ontology annotation, cellular component: kinetochore; Mis6-Sim4 complex. Lineage: Eukaryota; Fungi; Ascomycota; Eurotiomycetes; Eurotiales; Aspergillaceae.
CCAAUUUCCCACAGAGAUCCUAUAGUAUGUCGUGAUAUCGUGUCCAUUAACCACCACCGUCUUUGUAUACAAAUAGCAUCACGUGAUCUUAGCAAAAUAAACAAACACACCAACCUAAGGCAGCGUUUCCCCAUCCCAUAACAAUGUCGCAACUCUCCGCAUUCCCAACUUAAUCUCUUGCCCGCAAGACUAGUAUCCAAAAUGGACACUACAGAACCCCCAAAAAACAUGGAGGAGGAGCUGGACUCCGAAAUAGCCAAUAUCCGCGCCGAAAUCCGCAAUCUACAACGCAAGCGCCGUUUCUUAGCCUCCAGUCUACUCUCUUCGGAUAGCUUCCAGAAACGUCUCCGAGAAUAUCAAUCUUCAAGACCUUCUUCACCCUUAGACGCAGAAGUGUCCCCGUUGGUCCGCGCGGCAGGUAAACACGCCGAAGUGAACCACCACCGAGUCGCAUUCUCAGCGACGACCUUCCCGUUCAAAGACCCGUCCCCGAAUAGUGAGAAUCUGAAUUUACUAGGUGUGCGGAUUGACGUCUGCACGAGUAAUGGUCGCUUUACGAAACCGUAUUAUGUUUUGUUGAAACGAGUGCGCGGGGAGGAGAAGAGGUUGCGAGUCCAUCGGCAUACCAUUCCGGCAUUCAUCUCGGUGGAGAAGCUCGAACGAGCGUUUUUGCCUGUACCUGUCGCCCGUGAGGAGGAAGCGGAGGAGAACUUGAAGUCGUGGAAGAGGAAUGCAAAUAGGCAGGACUUGCCGAGGUUCGUUCGGGAAUUGAGACGGCAAUUAGCUGCGUGGCAUUUGAGGAUGGAUGCUGUGAAUUAUCUAAGAGGCAAACUCGGUGUCCAGCGGCGUGGUAUUGAAGCUUAUAACGACGAUGAUGACGGCGUUUGGGUGCGAGAUAUUUUAGCAAAUAACCAGGAGGAAAUCCGGCUGGAGACGAAUGACCUCGGCAUUGUAUCUCUUUCUCCCACCGCGCUCGAUGCGACUUAUGUUCGGCUUGAAUGGGAGGAUGGACGGGUGGGACGAUUCAAAAUUUCCGAUAAUGGGGCCGUGGAGCGUGCGGUAGUCAUCGGCGAUGAUGGACGAGACAAGUUGCUCGAAGCUGUUUUGACCGGCGGGAAUGGUCGAGUAGAGGCGGUGUUGGACAGAUUGAAGCAGCAUUUGGUUCCCAAAGGAUAAGCUUGGGCUGGUCCCAAUCUGAAUCUAAGAGCAAGCAUAUACCCAAGGU